Molecule: messenger RNA, 2265 nt
Organism: Stylophora pistillata
Lineage: Eukaryota; Metazoa; Cnidaria; Anthozoa; Scleractinia; Pocilloporidae
Product: RING finger and SPRY domain-containing protein 1
Cellular component (GO): cytoplasm
Molecular function (GO): protein binding; ubiquitin-protein transferase activity
Source: RefSeq, a predicted model, not a curated record
AAUUUUGUUUACCGGAGGGGGCCGGGACGAUAGUGGGGAUCUUUGUGGGUUUCAAGAAUGCAACUGAUGCUGCGCUUUUCACAUGUUUUUGUGAACCCCCAUACACUUUAAUUUGAGGCUGGUGAUUGUGUAGUUAUAUAUGGGAAUUAGCUGUUGCAAGACUCACGAACCACUGCGCCAGGACAGUUAUGAUGUAGAUUACGGAAGAAAUGCCUCAAGAAGUCCUGGUGGUUCCAGUCACACAGAUGAUCUUGUUUUGGAUGCACUCCGUGCCCUCAGGAAACUCGCAGAAAAUAACAUGGAGCCUCCAGAAUGCAUGACAAUUUUACAUUCUCUGGCGGAAGAAGAGGAGGGAUGGCUGAAUGUAGUCAAGUCCUGUAUAUUUGCUAUUCCACUGGAAGAUUCACUUGGAGCUGCUGUUGUCUGUCUUCUUCUUGAUGAGUGUCCUCUUCCAACAAGGGAUGCAAUACAAACUCUCUCAUCAAAGCUGAAUUUGUCCAAGAGCCUUAAAAAGCUUGUAUUCAACACCCAAAGAGAUCAUCGUCAAAAUGAGCUCACACCUUCUAUUUGCCGGAACUUGGCUGUUGUUUUGGCAUGCUUGGCUGACAAGUUGGCUGGUCCUCUGAGCAUUGUAUUAUUGACUCAAGGCGCUCUGGAGUUUCUUUUACAAAGACUGACAACAGCUGAAUACCCUGGUGUGGUGCUGAAUUCAAUAUUAGCCCUGGAAAAAUUUGCCCAAACAAGUGAAAACAAGCUUACAAUAAGGGACUCUGGUAUAGCAGAAAUGUUAGUAAAUUUGGAGAAGGAAUGGCUUGGAAGCAAAGACUUUGAGAGGCAUCAGGCUGGAUUUUGUUCCCAGUGGCUUCUUGACAAUAUAUUUUCCUUUAAGAAUCGUCCCUACUCUUAUGAAAUAGCUGAUGUUAGUGGUAUUAAUGUUAUGCUUAAUAACAAUGAUGUGAGUGAUUAUUUAAAAAUAUCCCCUACAGGACUGGAGGCAAGGUGUGAUGCAUCCUCUUUUGAAAGUGUGCGGUGUACAUUUUGUGUUUCAACUGGUGUUUGGUAUUAUGAGGUGACUCUUCUUACAGCUGGGGUGAUGCAGAUUGGCUGGGCCACUAAGGACAGCAAGUUUCUCAAUCAUGAAGGAUAUGGUAUUGGUGAUGAUGAGUUUUCUUAUGCAUAUGAUGGCUGCCGACAGUUGAUAUGGCAUGGAGCCAGGAGUACGCCCCAUCACCACCCCCCUUGGGUACCAGGUGAUGUUCUUGGCCUGCUCAUUGAUUUAGAGCGUGGAAAAGUGGCGUUUUCCAUGAACGGAGAUACAAUUAUAAGAGAUUUUAAGGCAGCGCUUUCAGGGGCUGGAUUCUUCGCUGCAGCAAGUUUUAUGUCUUUUCAACAUUGUAUUUUUAAUUUUGGAGCCAAUCCCUUCAGGUUUCCUCCCAACGUUCCUUUCGACAAUUUCAACGAUAAUGCGAACAUGUCAUCCGAGGACAAAAUAGUUUUACCAAGGCACCUAAAGUUAGCUGCUAUUCGCCAAGAGAGCAUAGCUAAUGAUCCUUGUAAAAUAUGUUAUGAGAAUUCUGCCGAUACAAGACUGGAACCUUGUAACCACAGGGACGUUUGUAUGAGGUGCGCUUUACAACUCGAAGACUGCCCUUUAUGCAGAAGCCGCAUUCAAGAUAGGGUUUUGGAUGACCACAGUAUGCUACCCUCGCCACAGGACACCAGCUGACAAUAGCUGAUUGCGCCCUUGGCUUGUAGAAGGAAACAAAUUUUACCAAAGCUCGGACCCUAUUGUUCUACGCCUUAGCGGGUUAUAAGCAAUUGUUCAGACAUGCUGUAGGACAAGCUGUAAAGUUAUGCUUAUAGAUUCGUGAUUGUUGCUCACUCAAAAUACGAGGCAUAGUUUUAAUAUUAAAUUAUUUGACAUUACAAAAGUCCUAUCUACAUUCGGGUUUUCCUCAUAUUAGAUUAUUGUAAAUGACAAAGUUCCGGUUAGUUUGACUGGUUUUCUUUAUAAUAGUGAUUGCUGCUGGACAUAAUUUAGGUAAUGUUCAUUUGUUUGCUAGUUUGGUUAUUGUUUGUUUUUGUUUACUUCCUGGAGGCCAACAUAACUUACCGGAACUCGUUGCAACUUGGAAUAAUGCUGAAAGCAAGAAGUUUUUAUGUCUGAUUGUGUAGGGAGAUGAAAGUGUCUGAGAUUGUGUUACAAACUUGUUUGAGAGGUAAUAUUUCAAAAACGAGUGCGCGUGUUUCAUCGGGGUUUCCAAA